GGCAGCGCGAGUAAACACGAAACUGUCCGAAGGCUGUUGCGUCACGGCGGAAAAAACAGAAUGUGGUGAUUUUGCGGUGAAUUUGGACGCAGAGAGGACACGAUUCCGACGACACACACGACGUUAGUUUACAUUUAGCGCGCCGCUCGGGGGACAACAUGGAGCUCGCGUCGGUGCGCGAAGAAGGCGGAACUGUCACGUCGUAGAGAGCAAGCGGGAGGUAACGUGUCCGUGUGCGUAAGGCCGUCGUCGCACCGAAUCAUCGCUUAAAUGACACGGCACGAUGACGCGCUCGAAGAUCCAGAAGAUGAAGUUUUUUCUGUUCCUGUUGAUCUUCCUGCUGGCACAAGCCGCGGUCAGCGAAGGAAGCUUUCGGGAGAAGAGAGACGCGCCGACGGUUGGGAGCAAGGGCAAAGUCGAGGACACCAGCGGUAAGGUCGACGAGCAGCCGGUGACGGCGCUGAACGUUCCGGGGAAGAAGGCCGCGGCCGGAGCGCCCGUUAACCUAAGGACAAGGCCGGCGGCUGACACGAGCAACAGGACGCACAACAUAACCUCGAAGCCAUCGGCACCGGACGUCGCCGCCGCUGCUGCUGCCGCCGUGAACAAGACCAUACACGUCGCAGACGCAGCCGACGAGCACUCCAACGAGGGCCACACGACCUUCAAUACCGGUGCUCUUGUGCGUGGUUUCUUAGUCUUUGUAGGACUAAGCAUCCUUGUUAUGGCCUAUAUCGUGUUCCGUAGCUUUAGGUUAAGUAAGACACGUGCCCAGAUGGUUCGAAAGUACGGUGUCCUUACGCACAGGCAGGACGUCGAGAUGCGACCACUGCCGUUGGAGGAAGAAGAUGACGAAGACACGACCGUUUUCGACGCGAGUAACGUUUUAACAAACAACGUUCAACAUCAGAACACAUAGAGCUAUUUUAUAGCGGAGCGCACCGUUCGUGCUAUUACCCAGACAGCAUAAAAUCUCCUGAGGACGUCCUGAGAACGAAGAAAUGUCCUCAGGACUUCCUCAGGACUUCCUCAGGAUAUAUUCUGGAUGUCCCCUGAACAUCUGUGCUGUUAGGGUACAUAUUGUACAUGUUAUCGGUGUAAAGUUACUCUCAACAUCGUGUGGUUUAACAAGAGAUUCUCGAUUAACUCUAUCGUGAUUUCUCUCGAAGUAGAUAAGCGAGAAACUAACAAUCGCGCGAAACAGACUUAAUAAAUUUUUCCAGCGUCUCUACUCGAAUCAAGCUAUUUGCUUAGUACAGCGAGAUGUUAACAUCAGAUACGCAUCUGUGAUGCAUUUAUCAUUGACAUAUUGUGCUUUUCAGCAAUAUAGAUGUACUUUUCCUAAAAAGAAAGAAAAAUACAAGAUAUUUCUACCAAUAUAUAUACAUUUCCACCCAAUUAAUAAAGCUAUGUGAUAACGCAGAGUCUUAUCAUCUACUGGCUGAUGUAAAAAGCUAUAUAUGUAGGCUGUAUAAAUAUGGAUGGCUAUAUCUCUACUCUUAUACGAAUUAUAAUUGAAUCUAUGUUGUUGUUAUUGAAAUUAUACAAAUAUAGACUGUCUUUAUUUUA
This is a messenger RNA of Odontomachus brunneus, 1569 nucleotides long. RefSeq lists its product as uncharacterized. NCBI's taxonomy places the organism in Eukaryota, Metazoa, Arthropoda, Insecta, Hymenoptera, Formicidae. The coding region runs from base 284 to 919 and encodes 211 amino acids. The transcript is spliced from 3 exons. The record is from RefSeq and is a predicted model, not a curated record.